AUGGUUUCAAGAAAUUACAAGCCAAGUAUGGAAAAGUCUAGUAUUGAUUUGAAUCGUGAAACAACAUCGAUAUCUAUCUCUGAAACCCAACCUGAACAUGGUGUUGAAGGGUUGGAAAAUGUAUUUCUACACAAUGAAGAUGAAUCAAGGCAUAAAGGUAAAGUCAAAUGGAGCAAGGAAGCCACUAUACUUCUGAUAAGUGGAUGGCUUAAUACAUCUAAGGAUGCCAUUGUGGAGAAUGACCAAACUUCUACACAUUUCUGGGCUCGGAUGGCAGAAUACUACAACACCAACCAAAAAGGCUCGCAAGCAAGAACUGGAAGGCAAUGCAAAGAUCAUUGGAACAAGAUGAAUCAAAAGGUCGCGUGUUUCAAUGGGUGUUAUAAACGAGUACAACAUGCACAUCACAGUGGUUGGUCCGAUGAGAGAAUUCUUGAGAAUGCACAUCAAUUGUACAAAUAUGAAAAUAACAACUCAAAUUUUCUGCUUGUGGACUGUUGGAGAUUGUUAAAGGAUGAGCCGAAAUGGAAUACAAUGUACCAACCAAAAGGUGACAUCAGUGAUGGUGAAGUAUGUGAAGUGCGCCUUACUGGCCAAAAGGCAGCAAAGAGAAAAUGGAAGGAAAAAAAAGACACACAUACUAGAUUUAUAGAGAUUAGUGAACGGAAAGCAUCUGAAUUGGAGAAAUUGGUGGCGAUAAAGGAGAAAGAGACAGAAGAUAAUAGGAUGACAAAAUACGUGGAUUAUCUCAUCAUGGACACGUCGCACAUGACUCCUGAACAAAAGAAAGAUCAUGAAAACGUGUACAAUAUGAGUCUAGAGGAUAUCAUAAUUGCAGAGUGUACUGACGAUCAUGAUGAUCAAUAUUUCAAAGCGCUCAUGGAUGGGGGUAGCUCAACAAGACAAGGAAGAAAGAGAGCCCACAUUGAUAGGGGUCAUGUAGAAGGACACCAACGUUUGUUCGAUGACUACUUUUCUGAUGAACCGGUGUAUACAGAAUAUGAAUUUCGAAGAAGAUUUAGAAUGCGUAGACAUGUAUUCCUACGCAUAGUGCAAGCUUUAGAAAAUCGUUCGGAGUAUUUCCAUAUGAGGUUUGAUGCAAUCGGUAGAAGGGGGAUUUCGCCAUUACAGAAGUGCACUGCUGCUAUGCGAAUGUUGGCAUAUGGAGCGCCUGCCGAUUAUGUUGAUGAGUAUGUUCGAAUUGGUGAAACUACCGCUAUUGAAUGUCUAUUCAAUUUCGUUCGAGGAUUGAAUGAUAUUUUUGGGACUUAA
Messenger RNA from Humulus lupulus (European hop), 1272 nucleotides. RefSeq lists its product as uncharacterized. The record is from RefSeq and is a predicted model, not a curated record. The coding region runs from base 1 to 1272 and encodes 423 amino acids. The transcript has 3 exons. NCBI's taxonomy places the organism in Eukaryota, Viridiplantae, Streptophyta, Magnoliopsida, Rosales, Cannabaceae.